AUGCCGUCUGGCAGGAAGACGUUACACUUUCUGGUGAGCGCCCUGGUCACCACGGCAGGGGCCGCCGUGCUGGGGUAUGGGAUGUCAGCGGAGUGGGCCAUUUCCAAGAUGGAGUGCUCAGCGCAAGGCAGCAGUUUCUUCAAUGGCUCGGCAACCGUGCAAUUAGGGCUUUUCAACGGCUUUCUGAUAAAAAGUGACUGUCCCAGCUUUGGCAGCACAGAUAAGCUGGAUGUUUUGAAGAAACUGGGGGUGGUAGGGGGUGCCCCUCUCAUCCUCCACGGCAUCAUCAUAGGCCUCUUAGCCCUCAGUUUGCUCAGCUCUGCGUGCACUAUCUUGAUCACCCUGUACAACAGCGUCAGUAACCCCUACGAAACUUACAUGGGACCUCUGGGCGUGUACACCUGCAGCUCCAUCAGUGCAGUGCUCAGCUUCUUGGCCCUCAUUCUGUUCCUGGUGAACAUGCUCGUGGUAGGUGUGCCUCAGGAACUGGUGCAGGAGAACGUGGCUGUGGAGCUGCAGAACGAGAACGUGACGAUGCAGGUGGGUUUCUACAUGCUGAUCCCCUACCUGGUGACCAGCCUGUUGGCCAUACUGUCCGUCUACCUGUACGAGCACAUGGCCUACACCCAGAGGAAGGAGCAGCAGCGGCCCACAGAGGACGCACCCAAGGAAAUCAUGAUGUACUAACCGUCUAUGUCCGCGUGUUCAAAAACACCCCAGCGCGGAGAGGCACUCCCCUUCUUUCCC
Molecule: messenger RNA, 747 nt
Organism: Megalops cyprinoides (Indo-Pacific tarpon)
Lineage: Eukaryota; Metazoa; Chordata; Actinopteri; Elopiformes; Megalopidae
Product: clarin-3
Exons: 3
Coding region: 1-687 (228 amino acids)
Source: RefSeq, a predicted model, not a curated record